AUGUCUUCUAUGUCAAAGAUCGCUACUCUCGCCGUAGCAUUCUUAGCCGUGGUGCCCUCGGCUUUGGCAGGAAAGCGUGGUCUUGCGUGGCCUUGGUACAACGAGAAUACUAACCUCGACCCCGCCAAGCUCGCCAACGCCAACAUUGAAUGGAUUUACAACUGGGAGACCUGGCGCCCCGCGAAGACCACUAAUUUGAACUGGGUCGGCAUGCAGCGAUGCAUGGACUGCGACUCCUCUCCCAUUUCCCAGCUCAAGACCCGCGCGGCUCAACAGGGCUGGAAUACGGUUCUUACGCUCAACGAGCCUGAUAUCAACGGUAUCUCCGCUGCAACUGCCGCGAAUUGGUACAUCCAAUACGUCAAUCCUCUUCAAAUCAAAAAGGCUAUUCCAUCUGUUACUUCCAGUACGACCGCUGGCAAAGGUCUUGACUGGACUGCUGCCUUCAUCUCCGCUUGUGCAGGACGCUGCUAUUUCGACUAUGUGAAUAUCCAUUGGUACGGCAACACCUUUGCUCAGUUCCAAUCCCACGUUCAAAAUGCCCAUAACCGCUUCCCCAACUACAAGCUGAUUGUUUCCGAGUUCGCUCUGGUUUCACCAGCAACACGAGACCAACAGGUUGCUUUCCUCAAGCAGGCCAUGAAGUUCCUUGACGGUGCUUCCUAUGUUACCUACUAUGCUAUCUUCGUUGCCAGCUCGCCUUCGAGGAUCUCUGCCAAUGAGGGCGGAACAGUGGUUGGUACAGGCUCAUCUCUUUAUAACGAUGAUGGAAGUCUUUCUGCCAACGGUGUCGCUUAUCGUGGAUAG
Messenger RNA from Rhizoctonia solani, 807 nucleotides. RefSeq names its product glycoside hydrolase family 128 protein. The transcript is spliced from 8 exons. Lineage: Eukaryota; Fungi; Basidiomycota; Agaricomycetes; Cantharellales; Ceratobasidiaceae. The record is from RefSeq and is a predicted model, not a curated record. Gene Ontology annotation, biological process: fungal-type cell wall polysaccharide metabolic process. Gene Ontology annotation, cellular component: fungal-type cell wall. The coding region runs from base 1 to 807 and encodes 268 amino acids.